Saccostrea cuccullata (small rock oyster) is the source of this 2385-nucleotide messenger RNA. Its product is annotated as chitin deacetylase 7-like. Gene Ontology annotation, molecular function: hydrolase activity, acting on carbon-nitrogen (but not peptide) bonds. The coding region runs from base 1208 to 2371 and encodes 387 amino acids. The transcript has a single exon. Lineage: Eukaryota; Metazoa; Mollusca; Bivalvia; Ostreida; Ostreidae. Gene Ontology annotation, biological process: carbohydrate metabolic process. The record is from RefSeq and is a predicted model, not a curated record.
UGGACUCUACAAGCUCGAGUGAUGUAUACCACUGCCACUGUAAUAGAUAAUUUCGACCAAAAGGGACAGCCCUGUUAUCUACUUCAUAUCUAUACUGUUAAUGGACUUUAUAAUCGAAUUUGUUUGCAAUUCAGCAAAUACUUGGUAGAGCGCGAGUAAAGUAGAUUUAUACUCCUUCGUUGCAGAAUCUUGACGUGCAGUGAUUAUACAGAUCAGAACAAAUGGCGGAUGACAUUUACUUUGGAUCCCUUCGUAUAGAAAGCAAUACCGUCUUCUGAUUUGAUGCGCUUGGAUCGCACAAAGCGAACAAUUCUGUUUGAAGGUGCCAUUAAAGCUUGUUUACGUUUCAUCAGGACCCCCUCCUCUACCCUAUUGAUAAAUCCAAGAAAUGGAGAUGCAAAAGCGACAUGCUCUGCUGCCGACCUUAUCGAGUCAAGAGAGGAGACUCUGUUAAUUUCGUCUUCAUUUCCGGUGGAGGGAGGCGGUAUGGCGCGUCCGACUGCACCUGAGGUAGUCAGGUCUUAUCAGACACGUUUUUACUGUGAGGACUUGUGACUAUACACUCACACGGCAGAUUAAUAAAAGUUUGGUCGAGCUCUGUGCCAUCAGGUGUCCUGGUAUCUAAUACUUUGGGCUAAACGUUAAUUGGAAAAUACAAUUAAGACCCGUGUGUCCGCAUGACAUACCAAGACGUCGAUCACUUCCCGAGUCCGACGUCUGUUUAGUGUGAGCCAAGGAUACCCUUGGCGAACUGUACGAUACCAGGGGGCGCCUUUCACUUUAAUCCUGUACACCGGCCAGUUGAAAUUCAACAGGCACCUGUGCCUCACCGCGGUAAUGAUUGACACCAGUUUUGUAACACGCGCAGAUCCGAUCAGUUUAAAAGAGAAAUUCGGAGCAUCAGAUGUACAGUGCUGAUAGGACGCAAGCACAGAUUACAAGUAAUUAGCAGAGGGGAAAAAAUUGCUGGCGAAAUUUACUUUUCUUGAUUUAUUGGGAAAAAAGCUACAUAUUUUGUGCAAUAGAGUUCGUGACAAUUGUGAUUGGCAGGGUGGUGAAAAUUUUUACAUUCAGUUAGUAAUAUUAAUUACCCAAACUAUGCGAAACACUUUAUUUGCUGUUUUGUUGGAAUCUGGAAAAACAUCAUCUGUGAUGUGUGCUUCCAGUGAGUUUCAUACAAUUCAGUAAGCAGCAGUUGAUAAUAAAAAUGUGGAUUAAUUUUAUUUUAUUAAUAGUGCAAUUGUUCCAUUUCGGUUUUGGCGUUAAACUUGGCACGUGUUAUCAGGAUGGAAACUGUCACUUGCCUUCUUGUUUUUGUGGAGGAAAAAGCGCACCAGGAAAUCUGGAACCAGCGGAAAUUCCACAAAUGAUAAUGUUUUCCUUUGAUGAUGCUGUAACAGGAGAAAUUCAUGAAAUGUAUGAAAAGUUGUUUUCUCGAGGGCGACUGAACCCUAACGGUUGUCCGAUCACUAUGACAAUGUUUGUGUCUCAUAAUUUCACGGACUAUAACCUUGUGCGGUCUUUAUUCCGAAGAGGACACGAAGUGGCUGUCCAUAGUGUCACUCACAGGACCCCGACCACGUUCUGGAAAGAGGCCACUUACAAUCAGCUUCAGUACGAAAUCACAGAACAACGGAGCAUUAUUGCCGAGAAUGCCGGGAUACCUGUUCGGAAUAUUACGGGAUGGCGGAGUCCGUUUUUACAGCCGUCCGGUGACGCUCAGUUCGCGUUAUUACAAGAAAAGGGGUUUGAGUACGAUUCCACUUUAACAAUUGCAACUGAAAAUGGCUUUAGUGCAAAACGAUGGCCUAACACCAUGGAUUAUGGAUGGCAGUUGGAUUGCAAUGUCCGACCGUGUCCGUUCGGAAAAUACCCCGGACUAUGGGAGGUUCCGGUUCAGAUGCUUGAAGUAGGGGAUUCCGGAAGCGGAUGUCUGUACGCAGAUUCCUGUCGUCCGACAACGAUGGAGGAGGCAUUCCAGUUGUUUUGGGUCAAUUUCCAUAACCAUUACACGGGGUCGCGUUCCCCCUUAUUUUUUACUAUGCACCCUUCGUGGUUACGAGAGGAACAUAACAUGAAGGCUUUGAAUUACUUUCUUUUGACAAUUUUACAUUAUUAUCAUGAUGUUUAUUUUGUGACUUAUCAACAACAUUUAGCUUGGAUGAGAAAUCCCACACCUUUAUCGGACAUUUUAAGGUUUGCGCCCUGGAAGUGUGACCAUUUGCGGGUUAUUUCUGAUAAAGAUGGCCAGGGCAGCGGACGAAACAACGCAAAUCCUUCCUACAUUUCCUUUUAUCUUUUCCUCGUCUUUUCUGCAAUUCCAUUGUUAUAUAGAAAAAUAUUUUUUGAUAUAUAUUUUUGUUUAUAUUAAACUUUAUAAUUUCC